This is a messenger RNA of Staurois parvus, 348 nucleotides long. NCBI's taxonomy places the organism in Eukaryota, Metazoa, Chordata, Amphibia, Anura, Ranidae. The record is from the annotation of a GenBank genome assembly.
UGACCAGAGACUGCGGACACAGUACAGGAGAUGACCAGAGACUGACACAGUACAGAGAUGACCAGAGACUGCAGACAUACUACAGGAGAUGACCAGAGACUGCGGACACAGUACAGGAGAUGACCAGAGACUGCGGACAGUACAGGAGAUGACCAGAGACUGCGGACAUAGUACAGGGGAUGACCAGAGACUGCAGGACAGUACAGGAGAUGACCAGAGACUGCGGACAACAGUACAGGAGAUGACCAGAGACUGCGGACUGUACAGGAGAUGACCAGAGACUGCGGACAGUACAGGAGAUGACCAGAGACUGCGGACUGUACAGGAGAUGACCAGAGACUGCAGACA